GGGGUGGGGUGGAAGGCAGAGGAGCGUCGCUCUUCCACGCUUUAGAAGCGGUGUUUGUUCCUCGUGUGCGUGUGUGUGACGUUGCUCCGCAUCUAUCACCCUGUCUCGGGGUAUCAGGUGAGAGGGUGACAGAAAUGGAAACUGAAACUGUAAGAAGUAAAGCCAUGGAAAAAGAAACCACUGAACAAAGAAAGGAACGUGAAAAAAAGAAAAGGUCUAGAGUUAAACAGGUCCUUUCAGAUAUAGCAAAGCAAGUAGACUUCUGGUUUGGCGAUGUCAAUCUUCACAAGGACAGAUUUCUUCGAGAACAAAUAGAAAAAUCAAGAGAUGGUUAUGUUGACAUAUCACUUCUGGUUUCUUUUAACAAAAUGAAAAAGCUAACCACUGACAGAAAAUUGAUAGCACGUGCAGUUAAAAGUUCAUCUGUGGUAGAGUUGGAUUUAGAAGGAAUUAGAAUCAGAAGACGACAGCCACUGGGUGAGCAGCCUAAAGAUGUGGAUAGUCGUACAGUAUAUGUGGAAUUGCUUCCGAAAAAUGUCAAUCACAGCUGGAUUGAAAGGGUAUUUGGGAAAUGUGGCAACGUAGUUUAUAUCAGUAUCCCUCGCUAUAAGACUACUGGAGACCCAAAGGGAUUUGCAUUUGUUGAAUUUGAAACAAAGGAACAGGCCGAAAAGGCAAUUGAGUACUUGAAUAAUCCUCCAGAAGAUGCACCAAGAAAGCCUGGGAUGUUUCCAAAAACUGUUAAAAACAAGGUCGUUCCUGCAUUACCAUCAAGUGAUUCCAAUGUAGUUGAAGAAAAGAAGAAGAAAAAGAAGAAAAAAUCCAAAACAAAGAAGGAGAGUAGCCAGCAACCAACUGCAGAAGCAAAAGAAUUAAAUGUGGGCAUUACUACAGAACACACAAGUAGGUCAAAGAGACACAGGACAACGUCUGAGAGCUCUGAAAUGGAAGCAUCAGAAAUCCAACGGCCAUAUUCAAAGAAAGAGAAAAGGAAGUUUGAUAGAAUGGAAAGCUCAGGUUCAGGAGAAAGUAGACCAGGAAAAAGGAAACGAUGCCACUCUGGGGAUGGAGAGGUGUCAAUUGUAAAGGCGAAGAAAACAUUUCAGAAAGAAGUUCAUUCUACAAAAGAGAAAUCUACAGAGGGACCAGAAGAUCCCAAAGAGAUUUCCACUGAAGAGGAGAGAGAGGUUGGUGAUAAGAAAGAUACAUCUCUUUCAAAAUCUAAAAGGAAACAUAAAAAGAAACAUAAAGAGAGGCACAAGAUGGGAGAAGAGGUCAUUCCACUGAGAGUCCUUUCAAAAAAUGAAUGGAUGCAGCUGAAGCAAGAAUACUUGGCACUACAGAAAGCCAGCAUGUCCUCUUUGAAAAAAGCAAUGGCCCAAAUAAAAACGUUGACUGCAGGAGAAAUGGAAACAGAUGCCUGUAUACCUAAUCAGCCUGCAGCAAGAAACGGAAAAUGUAAAGAAAAUUCUUCCCAGGAUGGUUCAGCUCCUGUUGAAAAGGUUCCCACAAUGGGCCCCCAGUUUGAGGGUGGAGUAAUAGUCAAGAUCAUUAGUGCUGAGCCCUUGCCAGGCAGGAAGCACAUCAAGGAUAUGUUAUCAACAUUAGCUAAUGUUGCUUAUGUUGACCUGCUAGAAGGUGACACAGAGUGUCAUGUGCGGCUUAAAACUCCUGAAGAUGCACAAACCUUAUUAAAAUCACAUCAAGAACUACAGACGAAACACAAUUGGAAAUUUGAAGUCCUUUCAGGGGAUCAUGAACAACGAUAUUGGCAGAAGAUCUUGGUGGACCGACAGGCUAAACUUAAUCAACCAAGAGAAAAGAAGCGGGGUACAGAGAAGCUGAUUGCAAAAGCUGAAAAAAUGAGGCUAGCGAAGACACAAGAGAUAAGCAAGCAUAUCCAUUUCUCUGAUGACGACUAAAUUCAUCUAAUUUACUUGUAUGAAUUGCUGUUUAGAAAAUAAAUUAAACUGUUCUUCUGAAGAAAUGAUCUCUUUGCUUCAUAAUAUUAAGGGACACAAAUAAAGACAUUGUGCAUUCCUGUUAAUACAGUCAUUUGAAUUGCUACUUGCCCUGUUUUAGAAUGUAUUAAGCAAGCUCUUAUAUGUAUUUGUCCCAGGUUUUUUGUACAAUGCAUUUUUAUAAACUGAGGUGUAAGUAUGAUCCAAAUAAAAAGGCUAAAUCUU
Molecule: messenger RNA, 2186 nt
Organism: Lacerta agilis (Sand lizard)
Lineage: Eukaryota; Metazoa; Chordata; Lepidosauria; Squamata; Lacertidae
Gene: LARP7
Product: La ribonucleoprotein 7, transcriptional regulator
Exons: 13
Coding region: 135-1922 (595 amino acids)
Biological process (GO): RNA processing
Cellular component (GO): nucleus
Molecular function (GO): mRNA binding
Source: RefSeq, a predicted model, not a curated record